Diplodia corticola is the source of this 1473-nucleotide messenger RNA. Its product is annotated as cycloheximide resistance protein. The transcript has 3 exons. Lineage: Eukaryota; Fungi; Ascomycota; Dothideomycetes; Botryosphaeriales; Botryosphaeriaceae. Gene Ontology annotation, molecular function: transmembrane transporter activity. The record is from RefSeq and is a predicted model, not a curated record. Bases 1 to 1473 code for a protein of 490 amino acids. Gene Ontology annotation, biological process: transmembrane transport.
AUGUCUUCCCACGGGCAAGCCAGCGCCGAAAUCGAAAAAAUUUCGUCACCGGCCGAUUUCGAAAAGCUCGCUCGUGAUGCCGACCUGUUCGGCUGGUGGACCCCCGACGAGCCUGAGCUUCCGCGGAAUUGGACCAAGUCAACUCGCCUGGCCCACGUCGGCAUCGCCAGUGCCUCGGCCUUUCUCGCCAGCCUCACGUCGACUGCCUUUGCUCCGGCCGGUCAGUCGCUGCAUGCCGAGUAUGGCGUCACCAACGCCACUAUCGCGACCCUCACAGUCACCAUUUACCUGCUCGGCUUCGCCCUGGGGCCUCUCGUCAUCGCGCCGCUGUCCGAGACUUACGGCCGCUGCCCCGCCUACCUCGCCUGCCUGUUGACUUCCGUCUGCUUUCUGGUCGCCUGUUCGCAGGCCACCGGCGUUGCUCAGUUUCUAGUCUUCCGCUUCAUCACCGGCGUCGCGGGAUCUGGCCCGGCCGUCAUUGGCGCUGCCACCAUCGCAGACCUCAUACCCAAGGAGGAGAGAGGCGCCGCCAUGGCCGUCUUCUCCGCCGGUCCUCUGCUCGGUCUUGUGAUAGGCCCGCUGACGUGCGCAUUCAUCGCCCAGCAUCUCAGUUGGCGCUGGGUCUUCCGCGUUCUGUAUAUUGCCACAGCUGCCGUUUUCAUUCCAGCGUUCUUCUUCAUGCGAGAGACGUAUACUCCAGUCGUCAUCCUCCGGAAGGUCGCCGCCGUGCGGAAAAAGACCGGCAACCCGACCCUGUACUCCGAGUUCGACUCACACGACAGCGCAGUGCGUACCUGGCGCCAUGCCAUCGUUCGCCCCACCAAAAUGCUCAUCUUCUCGCCCAUCUGCCUCCUUCUUUCCAUCUACUGUGCCUUUGUGUGGGGACUUCUCUUCCUGCUCUUCACCACCUUUCCUGCCGUCUGGUCCAAGCAGUACGGCUGGACUCAGGGCAUUUCCGGUCUGUCCUAUUUAGGAAUGGGUGUCGGCAUGGCCGUUGGAGGAGUCGGUUAUGGACUCAUCACGGACAGGGUUGUAGAGAGAGACUCCAAAGCACAGGGGAAGCCGUGGUCGCCAGAGGGCCGCCUCCUGCCCAUGGUUUGGUGUGCUCCCGUCCUGCCGGCCGGCUUCUUUUGCUACGGCUGGAGCGCUUACUACAAGGCGCACUGGAUCAUACCCAUCCUAGGCACCACGGCAGUCGGUUUUGGCGCUUUGCUCAUCAUGAUGCCAGUCCAGAUUUACUUGGUCGACUCCUUUGGGCCCAAGACGGCAGCAUCGGCUCUUGCAGCCAACACCGUUUUGCGUGCUUUGGCUGGAUGCUUCCUCCCCUUGGCAGGGCCGGCUCUUUACGCAUCGCUCGGCCUUGGGUGGGGGAAUACUUUACUAGGAUUCAUAGGUCUUUUCUUUUGUGCACUGCCCAUCUUUUUCUAUCGGUAUGGCGAGUCAAUUCGUAAGAAAUAUCACAUCGAGUUUUAG